This is a messenger RNA of Xenopus tropicalis (tropical clawed frog), 1677 nucleotides long. RefSeq names its product zinc finger protein 3 (gene znf3). Bases 568 to 1602 code for a protein of 344 amino acids. The transcript has 2 exons. Lineage: Eukaryota; Metazoa; Chordata; Amphibia; Anura; Pipidae. The record is from RefSeq and is a predicted model, not a curated record. Gene Ontology annotation, cellular component: nucleus.
AAUAAUAAUGAGAAAAGGCCCAACUCACACACAGACAGUGGGACAUUCAUGUUAAACAGGUGCCUGAGGGAGUGAGGCUGCACCUUUAUUGUGUUACAUAGUUUCCCCCCAGGGGGCAAAUUAAGGCUCCACCCUCUCGUUAUCCCAUGCUAAUUACCUGCCUUUGAUAAACAUGUGACUAUGCUAAUGAAGGGCGUUAGAGUACAGGAACCCAUCAGCCUUCCUUUCCAUAUUGUGGGAGGAACCUUUUCCCCCAAACAAAGGCCCCGCCCAUAGGGGGUGGGAUCCAAAAUGGGCUAAAAAGCUGCGGGAAUGAGAGCUGAGUUAGUUUGGGGAAGAGACGUGUGGGUACAGGGUACAGGGGCUCUGCAGGCUAAUGAGGAGACUCUGCCCAAGGACAGUUAUUUACUUAAAAACAGAAGAGGCACAGAAGCCCCAGAAGCUGACAAUUCUCGGAUUCUUUGGAUAAAGACAAGAGGCCAUUAGACCGUGCAACUUCUCCAACACCAGGAAAUCCACACAUUGGAGAGAAAAAUCUGUAUCCGACUGAGAAAAAGCUUUAGUGCAAUGAGCAUUCCCAACUCCCAGAUGGAACUUCCCUCAGUGGCACAACAUGAAUGCCCAGAAUGUGGGAAAAGAUUCUUGGAAAAAACCAAACUUACUAUUCAUUACAGAUGUCACACCGGGGAGAAACUAUUCAUGUGCACGGAAUGUGGGAAAAGUUUCAGGAAAAAACAACACCUUACAGAACACCAAUUUAUUCACACGGGGGAGAAACCAUUCAUAUGCACAGAAUGUGGGAAAUGUUUCAGGCAAAAGCAAGUCCUUACAGAACACCAAUUAAUUCACACAGGGGAGAAACCAUUCAUGUGCAUGGAAUGUGGGAGAAGUUUUAGAGUAAAAAGAAUACUAAUAGAACACCAGAGACUUCACACAGGGGAGAAACCGUAUGCAUGUACAGAAUGUGAUAAACAAUUCAAUACAAGGAGUAACCUUCUCAGCCACCAGAGGGUUCAUACAGGGGUAAAACCAUUUGUGUGCAUGGAAUGUGGGAAAAGCUUCUCCGACAAGAGCACCUUUCAGAGCCACCAGAGAAUUCACACGGGGGAGAAACCAUUUUCUUGCACAGAAUGUGGGAAAUGUUUCACCCAAAAGACCAAUCUUAACGCCCAUUACAAGAUUCACACAGGGGAGAAACCAUUUUCUUGCACAGAAUGUGGGAAAUGUUUCACCACAAAUAGACAGCUUAGCGGUCAUUACAAGGUUCACACAGGGGAGAAACCCUUUGCUUGUGCAGAUUGUGGGAGAUGUUUCGUUUUACAGGGAAGCCUUACCAAACACCAGAGAAUUCAUUUGCAAGAUCAACUUUUAUGUGUAGGGAAUUCUGGAAACCUUAUUCUACAAAGUCCAACCAGCAACACCAUCAUCCCCACAGGGGAGAAACCAUUCACUUGCACAGAAUGGGGUUUCCCCAAUAGAAGGUUUCAUCACCUCCCCCAGAAUAUUCAUACAGGGGAAGAGAUACAGUCACUGAUUUCUCCUCCAUAUUCUCCCAUUCCAACAUUGCCUAUUGGCCAUUGGAGCUGCCAAUCAUAUCUGUAGGUACCAACCCACACACUAUGGGGUUAUUUGUAUGUAAAAUAUAUUCCUCAAUAAAUGUAAUGCAAUAUUUCAGUU